Molecule: messenger RNA, 749 nt
Organism: Closterium sp. NIES-67
Lineage: Eukaryota; Viridiplantae; Streptophyta; Zygnematophyceae; Desmidiales; Closteriaceae
Source: the annotation of a GenBank genome assembly
CACCUUGGUCGGCCACAGCAAUAACAGUUUUGGGAAUGUUGGUGCUGCGGUGCUCCCAUCGCUGCGCAGGCUUUGCAUUCAGGGUGUUGCUUCAGAAGCGCUCGACCCGGCCGUGGGUUGUAUCUCCUCGCUGACCGAGCUGUCCCUGUGGGAGAUGCCUGCUCUGCUGUCUCUCCCUGAUUCCAUCUCGCGACUGUCGAAUCUGCAAUCACUUCACAUCCGCGACGCCAAGAGUUUGGAAGCACUGCCAGAAGCACUUGGACAACUCUCCGGGCUUACUUCCAUCAAUCUUGCUGAACUGGAAUGUUUACGUAUGCUGCCCGAGUCACUUGGGCAGCUGAAGAAGCUCGACUUUCUGUCCAUCACAGGCUGCUCAAAGCUAACCACCCUUCCAGAAUCGUUCUCUAGUCUGUGCAGGCUGCAGCACUGUGCCCUCAAUGACAGUCUGCAGUUGUCUUUCCUUCCAGAGGGCUUUGGCAAUCUCUCCUCACUCCAAAGCCUCGAUCUGUCUGAGCUGCCCAAUCUUCGCAGCCUGCCCGAUUCUUUCACGCAGCUGCGCCGGCUCAAGCGUGUGCAAGUGCACGACUGUGCGCAGCUGGCUCAGAUGCCGGCCUCUCUCCGUGACAUGCCGAUGCUGCAGAGAUGCAAGAUCAGCGCCUGCCCUCUGAUAACAAGCGGAUACCAGCUGAUAUUUGGGAGGACGUACGCGGAGGACGUCGAAUGAGGGAGCGGAUGGGGAGGAGAUGGAA